This is a messenger RNA of Schistocerca cancellata (South American locust), 912 nucleotides long. Its product is annotated as histidine-rich glycoprotein-like. Bases 1 to 912 code for a protein of 303 amino acids. The record is from RefSeq and is a predicted model, not a curated record. Lineage: Eukaryota; Metazoa; Arthropoda; Insecta; Orthoptera; Acrididae. The transcript is spliced from 2 exons.
AUGGCUCAUCUCGUUAAAAGAGAUUUACGAAUAAAAUUCUACUACUGUUAUUACAACCACUACUACUACCACAACCACUACUACCACCACAACCACUACUACUACCACAACCACUACUACCACCACAACCACUACUACCACCACAACCACUACUACCACCACAACCACUACUACCACCACAACCACUACUACCACCACAACCACUACUACCACCACAACCACUACUACCACCACAACCACUACUACCACCACAACCGCUACUACCACCACAACCGCUACUACCACCACAACCGCUACCACCACCACAACCGCUACCACCACCACAACCGCUACCACCACCACAACCGCUACUACCACCACAACCGCUACUACCACCACAACUGCUACUACCACCACAACUGCUACUACCACCACAACUGCUACUACCACCACAACUGCUACUACCACCACAACUGCUACUACCACCACAACUGCUACUACCACCACAACUGCUACUACCACCACAACUGCUACUACCACCACAACUGCUACUACCACCACAACUGCUACUACCACCACAACUGCUACUACCACCACAACUGCUACUACCACCACAACUGCUACUACCACCACAACCGCUACUACCACCACAACCGCUACUACCACCACAACCGCUACUACCACCACAACCGCUACUACCACCACAACCGCUACUACCACCACAACCGCUACUACCACCACAACCGCUACUACCACCACAACCGCUACUACCACCACAACCGCUACUACCACCACAACCGCUACUACCACCACAACCACUACUACCACCACAACCACUACUACCACCACAACCACUACUACCACCACAACCACUACUACCACCACAACCACUACUACCACCACAACCACUACUACCACCACAACCACUACUAA